AUGCCAUUCUUGUGCGAUCUUGUUGAAUCCCGGCUCAUGCGCACCACCGGUAUGGAUACGGAUGCCGAUGACGACAAUUUUUCUGAUACUUCUGACAUGUCCAAUGAUUUUUUGGAACCUGAUCAUGUCACCUUGUUCCAAGUGAUGAUUUCCGGAUUGGAACUUUGCAAUGCAGUUCUGGAAGAAUUGGAUCUGACCGUCAAUAGCCUCUUCGCCGAUUAA
Messenger RNA from Puccinia triticina, 222 nucleotides. RefSeq lists its product as uncharacterized. Bases 1 to 222 code for a protein of 73 amino acids. The record is from RefSeq and is a predicted model, not a curated record. The transcript has 2 exons. Lineage: Eukaryota; Fungi; Basidiomycota; Pucciniomycetes; Pucciniales; Pucciniaceae.